This is a messenger RNA of Sebastes umbrosus (honeycomb rockfish), 1696 nucleotides long. RefSeq names its product general transcription factor IIIAa (gene gtf3aa). The record is from RefSeq and is a predicted model, not a curated record. The transcript is spliced from 2 exons. Gene Ontology annotation, cellular component: nucleus. Bases 102 to 1178 code for a protein of 358 amino acids. Lineage: Eukaryota; Metazoa; Chordata; Actinopteri; Perciformes; Sebastidae.
CACUAGUCGCAGAGGAUUGUGGGUACUUCCGGGUGUCAGAGCGGUAACACGUGCUGAAAGCGGAAACAGAAACUACUUCUUUACUCUUUAGAGCCGCAGAGAUGGACUCUAAAGCGGAGCCGCUGAAGCGGUUCAUCUGCUCGGUGACCGGCUGCCCGGCGGCUUAUAACAAACAGUGGAAACUGGACGCUCAUCUGUGUAAACACACCGGAGUGAAGCCGUUCAGCUGCGACUGCGGGAAGUCCUUCUGCAGCCGCUACCACCUGACCAGACACCAGCUCAGCCACAGCGGGGACAAACCCUUCCUCUGCUCCGUGGACGGCUGCACGGAGGCUUUCACCACCAACACCAACCGGGCACGGCACGUUAACCGCGUCCACACCGGGCAGCAGCACCGGAACUACGUCUGCAGGUUCGAGGGCUGCGAGCUGCAGUUCAAGAAGAAGGAGCAGCUGAAGUCCCACAUGUGUGAGCAGCACACCCAGCUGCCUCCAUACCAGUGCUCUCAUGAAGGCUGCCAGAUGCGCUUCAGCGUCCCCAGCAAGCUGAAGAGACACCAGAAGGUGCACAGAGGUUACCCCUGCAAGGAGGAAGGCUGCAGCUUCACGGGGAAGACCUGGACGGAGUACCUGAAGCACAGGAAGGAGCAGCACCGGCUCCUCUUCCAGUGUGAGCAGUGCAGCAAGGUGUUCAGGGACUCCUGGUUCCUGCAGCAGCAUCAGCACGUCCACGCCGACACCCGGCUGGUCCUCAAGUGCCCCAGGGAUGGCUGCGACAGGUCCUUCACCACCAUGUUCAACCUGCAGAGCCACGUCGGCUCCUUCCACGAGGAGCUGCGGCCCUUCGCCUGCACGCACCCGGGCUGCGGGAAGACCUUCACCAUGAGGCAGAGCCUGCAGCGGCACAGCAUCGCCCACGACCCGCAGAGGAAGAAGCUCAAGAAGCCCAGACCCAAAAGAUCUCUCGCUUCCAGGUUGAGCGGCUUCAGUGAAACGAAGACAGUGGUCGUCGAUAAGCGCAGGCGGUCCGAAUCCCUCAGAGAGUCUGCACAGACGGAGACGGAUCCACCCGGUCCUGUUGAGUUGGUGUCCCUCCUGCAGGACACGUCCCUGCUGUGCAGCCCUGCUGUGGACACACAUGGACUUACUAAUGCCCUGACUACACCUCUGACAGUCUAAUAGAAAGAAUCCACACCAGCAUUAUGAGGACUGCUCUUGAUUUAAGAGCAUUACUAGCGGGGCAGUAAGCAACACAUUUGGCACAGAUGUAGGUUUAUAUGAUAUGAAAAGAUAUAGAUAUCGGGGCGCUGCAAAUUUGGCCCCUGAGGGCCGUGGCGGCCAUUUUUCAAAAUGUCUUAAUAUUCCUUAAAUGUUGCAGAAAACUGAUUUUAUGACUGUUGAUGAUUUCCAUGGUGUGUUCAUGCUGAUUAGGAAAAGUAAAUAAAAGGAGCAUGGCCACUUCAGGGGCAAACUUCACCCCCUUGCCUUCAAGAUAGAACGACAAUAUACCCAAAGAACGGCAAGAUCUUCAGCUCUCUAUCGGUGCAUUUCUCUUUUCAUUAGCAGUAAAAUUGACAGAGAUAUCGCCGGAUAAAGUUCAGAACUGAACAGAAUUGAUUGAAGUUUGACCCCAAAGUGCUCCUUUUUUUAGUUUUUCUCAGGUCAAAAGCUUUUAAAAGCACCCUUAAAGGUCCCAU